Molecule: messenger RNA, 1077 nt
Organism: Zophobas morio
Lineage: Eukaryota; Metazoa; Arthropoda; Insecta; Coleoptera; Tenebrionidae
Exons: 4
Coding region: 1-645 (214 amino acids)
Source: RefSeq, a predicted model, not a curated record
AUGAAUUUUCAGAGGACAUUUGGGCUGAGUGGAGAUAGUUCCAGUUAUAGGUUAAGUUGUUCAGAAUUGACAGAAAGGGACCAGCAAUGGCGGCGUUUCCUGUGUACACGACUGCUUCAAGAAAAUACACUAGAAUUUAGGGUGAUAGCCGGUCUAUACAUAUUAAAGUCUCUGGAAUUCGACUAUGGCCAUCUAUUGCAAAUUUAUAAAAGAAUGACGGAUGAAAUUUCUGCAACCAACAAAACAAAUUUAAAUUCCCCUGCGCCGUAUCACCAUGACAACGCGCCCGAUUCACAACAAACCAGUCAUAGCGCCAAAAUGCCGUUGCCUGAAGUAGAACAAAUCUUACAAAAAUACAGACAAGAGGAAGAAAAAGUGGACAUUUUAUUCAAACAAAUAGAAAAAAAAGACGAAAGCAGAAGUGUUGAUGAGGAAGAUAAACACAGACAAUUCGUGUCAUUUGAAGAAGCCAAAGAACGAAACAAAAAUCUUUUGAAGGAUUUGGAAACCGUUAAAGGUAAUUUACGUUCGAAGGCCAUCUUCAGCCCCACUGAAAUGCAGUGGGAAACCAUCUGCAAACACUACCAAGACGAACCUUCCCUCCCUGUAACAACCUGGAAAUGUAACGUACCCAUUUUUGUGUAACGUAAUUUAUUUAAUAAGAAAAUAUUUAAUAGAACUUGUCAACAAUAAAAUUACGGAAACAUCUACUCACAAUAAAUACUGACGUUUUACUGGUACAAAACAAAUGUGACAAUAAAUAAAUCAAUAAACGUAGCGUAUCACAAUCGCAAUAAUUUCCUACUACUAGCUACUACGACGAAAGAAACUGAUCAACAAUAUCAACAAUCCUUUCUGGAUUGUUCAGAUGCAAAUGGUGGCUACCUUUAACCACGUGUCGUUCAACCUUCUUCGCUUGCUGCUCAAUCUUGUCCAGGACCGUUCCAUAGAAUUCUGGAAACUCGAACGUCAUUCCAGGAUCCCCUCUUAUAUUCAACACCUCGCACUUAAUCCUAGAUGCAAAAUCUAAAGACUGCUCUUGCGUCAUAAACGCUAACGAAGGUACUUUUAGCCUAG